Messenger RNA from Bombina bombina (fire-bellied toad), 1143 nucleotides. Its product is annotated as ADP-ribosylation factor 1. Gene Ontology annotation, biological process: intracellular protein transport; vesicle-mediated transport. NCBI's taxonomy places the organism in Eukaryota, Metazoa, Chordata, Amphibia, Anura, Bombinatoridae. The record is from RefSeq and is a predicted model, not a curated record. The coding region runs from base 661 to 1143 and encodes 160 amino acids. The transcript is spliced from 5 exons. Gene Ontology annotation, cellular component: cytoplasm; plasma membrane. Gene Ontology annotation, molecular function: GTPase activity; GTP binding.
UUUAUGCAGCAUGUUUAACACAGGGCAGAUACGCCCCCUUGAUCUAAGACAUUACAGAUGAAUCACGUUAAUGGCAUCGUCAUUUCCUCUCAUGUGGGAAAUCUUAGUGCCAGGAGUCACAUGCUUGUGGAGUCACUAAAGAUUAUCCAAGUAAGAGCACUGGCUUCCCGGUUGAUCAGAAAUGCUGAGUGGUGGAGCUGUAUUCACGUUCUUCAGUUGGGGAAGCGUUUGCAGCAGACGGAGUUAAAAUAAUAAUACAGUGAUGGCCUUGUCAGCAGAAUUAAAAAUGAACAUCGUUCUUGAUGCUAUUGGAAGAAGGGAAAUUGAAGAAGAUUCCAGCUGUCAUCACCCAUAGUGCAGUGUCAAGUUAUCAAGCAAUUUUGAGAAAUAAUGUUUAGGACAAAAAAAAGAGGACAACUAAAUACAGCAAUAGAUGAAGAGUCCUCCACCGUUAGACUGGCUGCAUAUGCCAAAAGCCCACAUAGAGCAUUUUUCGGUUAUUGUACAAAUGUGGGUCCAGCAAAAGCUCCAUUGUGCAUGUGCUUUACCAAAUCAGAUGACCCUCAACAAACAUGUUGAUAUGUUUGUCAGGUCAUAAAGAGAGAAUGGAUAAAGAGAUCUCAUUAUGGAUUUCUGCAUUACGGUAAAAAAGACACUACAAUGGGUAACAUCUUCGCCAAUUUAUUUAAAGGCCUGUUUGGGAAGAAGGAAAUGAGAAUUCUCAUGGUGGGCUUGGAUGCAGCUGGAAAAACCACCAUCCUGUACAAAUUAAAGCUCGGCGAGAUUGUGACCACCAUCCCAACCAUAGGUUUUAAUGUAGAAACUGUAGAAUAUAAGAAUAUCAGUUUCACAGUCUGGGAUGUGGGUGGCCAGGAUAAAAUCAGACCCCUGUGGCGCCAUUAUUUCCAGAAUACUCAAGGUAUGUUGACUCUCAAGAGUGUCCUUAAUGUUAAAGGGAUAUGGAAACUAAAUGCAAACUUAGACCUUCCAAAUGCCAUGAAUGCUGCAGAGAUCACAGAUAAAGUGGGUCUGCAUUCACUUCGUCAUCGAAACUGGUACAUUCAGGCCACCUGUGCCACUAGUGGAGACGGCUUAUAUGAGGGUUUGGACUGGCUCUCAAAUCAGCUCAAAAACCAGAAGUGA